GGUGGAACACCAAAUCAGGAAAUACCUUUCUGGGUUGGAAUCCAAUUCCGUUCACAAUCAUAAUUUGUUUUAAAAUGACAACAAAUUCGAUAAAACAAGCUAAAGAUCUUCUUAGAAGAGAAAUGAAAUCAAGACUGACAAAAUUAUUAGACGAUCAGAAAGCUCACCAGUCUUUAGAGGUGACUCAAAAAGUGUUGGCAAAUGAAAGUUAUAUGAAGAGCAAGAGGGUUUCCAUAUUUCUGAGUAUGAUUGAUGAAAUUAACACCCAGUCUAUUGUUCGGGAUAUUUUGAAAAGCGAAAAAACUUGUUUUAUUCCUUAUUAUCAUGGACCAGAAAUGGCAAUGUUGCAGUUGAAAUCGUGGGAUGACUAUGUAAAUCUUCCCGAAACAAAAUGGAAAAUAAAGCAGCCACUGCAUAAGACCGGUCGUGAUGAUGCUUUGAAAACCGGUGGACUCGAUUUAAUUUUCAUUCCAGGUUUAGCGUUUACCAUAGAUGGUGCUAGGUUAGGUCGUGGUAAAGGAUAUUAUGACAAAUACCUACAAGAAUGUAAAAAUCAGGGUUACAAUCCUGUGACCAUUGGAUUGGCUUUUGAUGAACAGAUUUGUUCAGAUAUUCCAGUGACCAAUGAAGAUUUUGUAUUAAAUGGAGUCAUCAGCCCUUCAUGCUCUUGUUGAUAAAAAAAAAAAAUGUUGUUAAGAUUGUUUUGUUGGCAAUAUGAAUAAAAUUCUUUUGAAUAA
Messenger RNA from Patella vulgata (common limpet), 737 nucleotides. Its product is annotated as 5-formyltetrahydrofolate cyclo-ligase. Bases 75 to 674 code for a protein of 199 amino acids. The record is from RefSeq and is a predicted model, not a curated record. Gene Ontology annotation, cellular component: mitochondrion. Gene Ontology annotation, biological process: tetrahydrofolate interconversion; folic acid-containing compound biosynthetic process. The transcript has a single exon. Gene Ontology annotation, molecular function: 5-formyltetrahydrofolate cyclo-ligase activity. NCBI's taxonomy places the organism in Eukaryota, Metazoa, Mollusca, Gastropoda, Patellidae.